AUGCCUUCCGUAAAGCUAUACUUCACUGCGCUGUUGACCGCAGUCCGCGCCGGUGAAUUCGUCCUGCCUCGAGCUGUAAUACCACCUCCAGUUGCCGCCAAUGCAAGCAUAUAUACGGACUGCGCAAAUGCAGCAUGGCCACCGUCGGGAGUGGGAAAGGAAUUAGUGCCCCAGGCCCCUUCGGAAGAGCUCAAGGAAAUGCUCAAAGAGAUCGAUCCCGCAAACAUCGAAGCAUACAUCAAAAAGCUGGUGUCUUUUGGCACAAGGCAUACGCUCUCGAUCCAGAACAGCACUACACGAGGCAUUGGAGCAGCACGGGACUGGAUAUACUCCGAAUUCAGCAAAUUCGCGGACAAGUCGGAGGGACGCAUGACAGCGUCUAUUCAGAGUUACACUCAAGGUGUAGCUUCACGAAUCCCCUUCCCAGUCAAGAUCUCCAAUGUGCUUGCUACAAUCAAGGGCUCGACAUCCCCGGACAGAGUAUACGUAAUAUCUGGUCACUAUGACAGCCGCGUCACCGAUGUACUGGACUACACUUCCGAUGCCCCCGGCGCCAAUGACGAUGCAUCUGGCACCGCGCUGGUAAUGGAACUCGCCCGCAUCCUAGCAACCCGCCAACCCGCCUCAACCAUCAUCCUCGCCGCCGUAUCCGGCGAAGAGCAAAACCUCUACGGCUCCACCUUCCUCGCCCAGACCCUCAAGAACGCCAGCACAAACGUCGAAGCCAUGCUAAACAACGACAUCGUCGGCUCCUCGACGGGUGACCGCGGCCAACGCGACCCCUUCACCGUCCGAGUCUUCGCGCAAGGCCCGCCCCCCUCGGAAUCCGCCGCCACGGCCGCGAGAAGACUACAGAUUGGCGGCGAGAACGACAGUCCCGCACGGAACCUGGCGCGCCUCUCGGCAGAAGUGGCCGCCAACGAUGCAACGGGCAUGGGAAUCGCAAUCGUCUACCGUCUGGACCGCUUCCUGCGCGGCGGGGACCAUACGCCUUUUCUCCAGGCGGGCUACCCUGCUGUGCGGUACACGGAGCCCAACGAGGACUUUGCGCACCAGCAUCAGGAUGUGCGGACCGAGAAUGGGACCGUGUAUGGCGAUCUCAUCGAGUUUGUCGACGUUGAGUACACGGCUCGCGUGGCGAGGGUGAAUCUCGCAACGUUGUGGAGUUUGAGCCAGGCGCCGGGGAUGCCGCGGAAUGUUACUAUCGAUACGUCGGUGCUGGAUAAUGAUACGAGGUUGAGGUGGAGGGUGAGUGAGGAGGCGGAGGGGUAUGAGGUUGUGUGGCGGGCGACGACCGCUCCGUUGUGGACGAAUGUGCUGGAGGUGGGAAAGGUUGGUGAGGUGCGGGUGCCGUUGAGUAAGGACAAUGUGAUUUUUGGAGUGAGGGCCGUGGGGAAGAAUGGGUAUAGAAGUCCAGCGGUGUUUCCUUUCCCGCCGCCUUCGUGA
Molecule: messenger RNA, 1446 nt
Organism: Westerdykella ornata
Lineage: Eukaryota; Fungi; Ascomycota; Dothideomycetes; Pleosporales; Sporormiaceae
Product: putative zinc metalloprotease
Exons: 2
Coding region: 1-1446 (481 amino acids)
Biological process (GO): proteolysis
Molecular function (GO): metalloexopeptidase activity
Source: RefSeq, a predicted model, not a curated record